Messenger RNA from Macadamia integrifolia, 1390 nucleotides. RefSeq lists its product as uncharacterized. The record is from RefSeq and is a predicted model, not a curated record. The coding region runs from base 175 to 1041 and encodes 288 amino acids. The transcript has 5 exons. NCBI's taxonomy places the organism in Eukaryota, Viridiplantae, Streptophyta, Magnoliopsida, Proteales, Proteaceae.
CUCUUACACAACAGAGGAAUUCAAUCCACCUUUUCCUAUAAAAUUCUAGUAUUAUCAAGAUGAUAAUCCCCAAAUAAUAAAGGCAGAAGUACCGUUCAGUUUACUGUCUUCACUUCUUCAGUUGACUCUGUUUUAGUUCACUAGGGAGAGAGAGAGAGAGAGAGAGAGGACGAAAUGCUUUGCACCAGCAUCUCCAUGCCUAGGCUGUUCAUGCAACCCAGCUUUCGUCCAUAUCCUUCAAUAUCUUCUCCUAUCAUUUCUCUUCCUCUAAGAAGAAACAACACUUUUCCUAUUAGGGUUCCAACUUCCUCAGAAUCCCAAACAAAAACAGAGAUAAAAAGCAAAGCAAACCCAAAGCAGUCCCAAUUUAAGAUUUUUUCGUCGCAGAGCCAAAUAUCAUCAUCAGCAACUACUACUACGGCAACUACGGCAGUAGAGGAAUCGCCGGCAGCUCCAAAGGAUUCUUCUGGUUCGGAUGUGAUUGGGAAAUUUUAUGGGGGAAUCAAUGCCCACGAUCUCGGCUCCGUUGAGGACCUCAUCGCCGAGAACUGCAUUUACGAGGAUCUUAUCUUCCCUCAACCAUUUGUUGGCCGCAAGGCAAUUCUAGAAUUCUUCAACAAGUUCAUUAAUUCCAUCAGCACAGACCUGCAAUUUGUUAUUGAUGACAUAUCCAAUGAAGAUUCAUCAGCAGUUGGGGUUUCAUGGCAUUUGGAAGGGAAGAUCUUUUCCAUUCAGCAAAGGAUGCAGCUUUUACCGUUUGGACAUUGUCAAUGGGAAGAGACAGAUUAUAUAUGGGCGAGACAGUGUGGAACCUGCUAUCAAGCCUGGGGAGGCAGCUUUGGUUUCUAUCAGAGGAGUGACUUGGCUGUUAGAACGGUUUCCAAGGCUCGUGGACCUGUUAUGAGGAUAGUACCUGCACAUUCAAAACUGUACCCUAUAUGUAGGUAUCUUAUAUAUGUAAACCUACGCAAAGUGGGGGUAAGGCCACAUACAUUAUCCCUCCCAGACCUUGCAGUGGCAGGAGCUUCGUGCACUGGGUAAACCCUUUUUUUAUCUUAUAUUUGUAAAGCUGCGAAAGUGGGGUUAAGGUUGCGGACAUGAUUAUCCUCCUCAAACCCUGAAAUGAUGAGAGCCUCAUGCACUGGAUACACCCUUUCUUUAUCUUAUAUUUGUAAAGGUAUGAAGGUCAAGCUCCAUACAGAAGGAGCAUUAUCAAUUAUUUCCUCAGAAUUGUAUAUCAUCAGUUGUGCUUUAUUUUAAAAGUUGUAAUUUUAUUAAGUUUGUAGAGGGGAAAAAAACACAUUAUAAAUGUGUACUUCAUUGUAUAGGAUUGGAUUAUGUAUUGAUUAUACUCAUACUCAAUGUUAGUACUUUCAUUUUAUUUAUUUAA